Molecule: messenger RNA, 1833 nt
Organism: Protopolystoma xenopodis
Lineage: Eukaryota; Metazoa; Platyhelminthes; Monogenea; Polystomatidea; Polystomatidae
Source: the annotation of a GenBank genome assembly
AUGCACUAUGCUACCGAUCAGAUUCAAGUUCACAUGUUUUAUACUACAGAAGGAGAUUAUCGGGAUGCGCAGCAGCAAUUCGUGCUGGAUAAUGCUGAGCAUUCGCACCAAGUAGCUCAACUAACCUCCCAAUUGGCUAAUGAGGAGGCUCGCGUUCGUCUGCUAGACGAAAAAUUGGCCACAGUCGAAGCCCGGUCGGUGGUUAUCGCUAGCGAGGCAGCGGAAAAUGUGCGGAUUCAUGCGGAAGAUGAGGCUGCAACAAUUAGGGCCGAGCAACUUAACCAGCUGGAGAAAGAGACUUCUGCAAGAGUUCGUGAAUUAAAACAUUGUGAGCAGGAACUUUUGGCCAAGAACGAGCAGUUAUGUCGACAAGAGGAAAAGUCAACUACACUGGCUGAUGAAUUGAAGCUCCGCGAACAGGAAUUGGCCAGUAGACUUAAGCAGUUGAGCCAACAAGAGGUUCAGAUUUCUGCCAAAUUAGAAGAAUUAAAAAUUCGCGAACUAGAGACGGUGGCGAUCAUCAAGAAAGUCAGUCGCCGAGAGGAAGAAAUGGCUGCUAGAGAGGAAGAUCUGAGUCGCCGUGAGCAGGAGGUGAUUGUAAAAAUUGAAAAGUUAAGUCAACAAGAGAAAGAAAUAGUCGCCAAAUCGGGAAGUGUAAAGCGCUGUGAGGAGGAAGCUGUGACCGUAAAUGAACAGCUUAGCCGGCGUGGAGAAGCCUUGACUAUAAGACUGAAUGAGUUGGAACUACGUGAGAAGGAAGUGGCCUCUAGAAUCGAGUAUUGUGUCCGGCGGGAAAAGGAGGUUGCCACUGACGCAGAAGUUUUGAUGAUUCGCGAAAAAGAAGCUGCGAUUUUGAAUGAGCGUCUAAGCCGACUGGAAGAAAAUAUGGAUAUCAAAGCAGGAGAAUUGAAUAGUCGUGAACUGGAGUUAAAUAAGAGAGAUAAGCAGCUGAGCCGACAGAAUGAAGGGAGUGUUGCCAUAGCCGAAGAGAUCAAUCAUUGUAAACAAUCUGUGGAGGCCAGGAACGAAGAGCUGAUGCGGCUAGAGGAAAAGAUUUCAUCCAAGGCGGAAGAGUUGAAGCAAUGUAGUGAAGAUAUGGCUGCCAGAAAUGAGCAUUUAAAUCGGCGGGAGGAAGGUAUCAUCUCCAAAGAAAAGAAACUGCUGCUCCUCGAACGUGAAUAUGCGUCGAGAAAUGAUAAAUUGAAUCAGCAAGAGAUUAAUUUCGACACAAGUCAUGGAGCCUCGCGUCGUCGUGAGCAAGAAGAAACCGCCAAGUUAAGUCACCUCGAGGAAGAUGUGAUUGUUAGAGAGCAAAUGGCUCGUAAAGACGAUGAAACUGAAUCUUUGGUUGAAAUCAGGAAUCGUCAUGAGCAGAAUACAACAGCUAGAGAAAAAAAAUUAAGCUGGCGAGAGGAAGAGAGGCCUGUGAGAGAAGAGGAGCCUCAACUUUGUGAGUGGGAAACACCUACCAAGAAGAGGCUGGGCCAGCAAAAUGCGGAAUUAACUGCAAAAGUAGGCAAAUUGAAUAUUUCCACGUCCGAGUCAGAUACGCAAACUGGAGAGUGGCGAAGAGAGGUGGACCCACAAAAAGUCGGACCCAAAGAGGUGGGUGAAGGCAGCAUUAUCCCCAAAGGAGAGACUCAACUCGAAGUCUUGCUGCAAGAAAAACAAAACGCAUUGGCAUCCGCAGAAGCCCGAUUAAUCGAAAGCCAAGCCUCUGAAGGGGCAUUGAAAAAUUUAUUAUCCAAAGAACGGGAAAGGAGCGACGAGCUUCUCCAAGACAUGAAAGUCUCCAAACAACUAGCCGAUGAAAAGGAGAAGCUAGCUGAGUAA